CUUGGAUUGUUAUAGUCAAGGGUCCGUAUCUCACUUCGGCCCCAGCACUGUUAUACCUACCACGGUUGCCUGUUUGGAACUCUUCGCGCCCAAUCUUGCACUCCCUAGAAGCAGACUUGAUCGAACCUACAGUUUACGCCCCACUUACCUAAGUACCUACUUUACCCAUUUAAAUCCACGAACACCCCCAAGGCCACCAUCACCCAGUUAUUCAACAAAAGGGCAGCCAUCACCAUGUCCUCAAAACACUUCCUCCCGGACCCCACCCACCUGGUGACGUCCUCCCUCCGCUCCCUAACCUUGACCAACCCGGGCCUGGCCCUCGACACGCCCAACAAGAUCAUCUACCGCCGCCCGGGCUACGGCCCGUCCGCACAGCGCGUGCACAUCAUCUCGGGCGGCGGCUCCGGCCACGAGCCGUCCUUCGCGGGGAUGGUCGGGCCGGGGCUGCUCAGCGCCGCCGUGGCGGGCACCAUCUUCGCGAGCCCCAGCGCCGAGCAGGUGCGGGCGGCCAUCAUGGCACGGGUGGACCACCACGGCGACGGGGGCGGGGUGCUGGUGACGGUCAUGAACUACACCGGGGACGUGCUCAACUUUGGCAUGGGCGUGGAGAAGGCACGGGCGGCCGGGGUCGAGGUAGAGAUGGUUGUCGUCGGGGACGAUGUCGGCGUGGGGAGGGCCAAGGCCGGGAAGGUCGGGAGGAGGGGCAUCGCCGGGACGGUGCUGGUGCACAAGAUCAGCGGGGCGCUGGCCGCGCAGGGCAGGGGGCUGAAGGAGGUUGCCAAGGUGGCUCGGCUGGUGGUGGAUAAUCUGGUGAGUGUUGGCGCGAGUCUGGAGCAUGUCCAUGUGCCAGGGCGCGCGAAGCCGGAUGUCAACUCGGCCGAGUAUCUGAGGGACGGUGAGGUGGAGAUUGGGAUGGGAAUUCACAACGAGCAGGGUUCGAGCAGGGAGGUUGUCGAGUUACCGGAACUGGUGAGGAAGAUGCUGGCGCAGAUGCUGGAUCCGAACGAUAAGGACAGGGCGUUCGUCAACGUCAACUCGAACGAGGUGGUGCUGCUGGUGAACAACCUGGGAGGGGUCAGCGUGCUGGAGAUGGGCGGGAUCGUGACCGAGGUGGUGACGCAGCUGGAGAAGAGCUACAGCAUCCGGCCGGUGCGCAUCCUCAGCGGGACGUUCAUGACGAGCCUCAACGGACUGGGGUUCAGCAUCACGCUCCUAAAUGUCGUCAACACGGAUAUCGGCGGGCCCAGCAUGAUCGAGCUGCUCGACUACGCAUGCGAAGCCACGGGCUGGUCGACCCCCAUCUCCAAACUGACGUGGGAGGAGAAAAAUGCGGCAACUCGAGAGCAGGAUGCAUCGAUCGGCGGGAACACCAAGCCCAGCGGCCUGAAGAUGGACGGCACUUCUGCCCAGCAGGCGCUUACCCGCGCUCUCGAGGCUGUUGUGGCCGCUGAACCGGAAGUGACGCGUUACGACACUGUUGUGGGAGACGGCGAUUGCGGGAUUGGGUUGAAGAGGGGCGCAGAAGCCGUCUUGAGCCACCUGCAGUCCCACCCACUGUCAGGAGACCCGGUUGUCGACCUGGCCAACAUUGUCCCUGUCAUCGAGAUGGAGAUGGACGGCACUUCCGGGGCGUUAUAUGCCAUCUUCCUCAACGCACUUCUCGCCUCACUGCGAUCCCAAGGACCCGGCGAAGCAUCUCCGAAGGUCUGGGCAUCGGCACUCCAGCAAGGCUGCGAGGCCCUGUCCAGAUACACGCCGGCUCGCCCAGGCGAUCGCACACUGGUGGAUGCCUUGUAUCCGUUCGUCGACGUCCUUGCGAAGACAGGGGACGUGAAGCAGGCGGCCGAGGCAGCUCAGCAUGCCGCCGAAGGUACCAAGGGAAUGAAGGCCAGCCUGGGCCGGACCGUGUACAUCGGCGGGUCGGGCUUUGAAAAGGUGCCUGACCCCGGCGCAUGGGGGCUUGCGAGCUUCUUCCUUGGUUUGGCGGGAACCAAGAAGGUUGACGAGGGUUGGGAGGAGCUUUGAAGAAAGGGGCCGUAAAA
This is a messenger RNA of Chaetomium strumarium, 2045 nucleotides long. Its product is annotated as Dak1 domain-containing protein. Gene Ontology annotation, molecular function: ATP binding; glycerone kinase activity. Gene Ontology annotation, cellular component: cytosol. The transcript is spliced from 2 exons. The record is from RefSeq and is a predicted model, not a curated record. Bases 235 to 2028 code for a protein of 597 amino acids. Lineage: Eukaryota; Fungi; Ascomycota; Sordariomycetes; Sordariales; Chaetomiaceae. Gene Ontology annotation, biological process: glycerol catabolic process.